This is a messenger RNA of Botrytis sinoallii, 1440 nucleotides long. RefSeq lists its product as uncharacterized. The record is from RefSeq and is a predicted model, not a curated record. Gene Ontology annotation, molecular function: protein binding. Lineage: Eukaryota; Fungi; Ascomycota; Leotiomycetes; Helotiales; Sclerotiniaceae. The transcript is spliced from 3 exons. Bases 1 to 1440 code for a protein of 479 amino acids.
AUGACUGACCCCAACAAAAGCGCAAGUGAGCCUCUAGCACAAAGAGCUGUCUCGGAGCAGCCUGCCCAAGAACCUUCCCAGUUGACCAUCGAAAAUGUUGCGGGGUUGGGAUUUGACAAUGAACUGAUUCGUUUUGCUGUCUUUCAUACGAAUGGAUCCAUUUGGGAGGCUGCCGAUGUGCUUUUAAGGUUCGAAAGUCGACCUGAUAAAGGAAAUGCAGUGGGACUUCUUGAAUUUGCCCUUUGGAUUGCAGAAAAUGACCAGAUUAAAGCUUUGAAGAUUCUUGCCAGAUUCCGUUCUGGUACUCUAACUCAAUCUGAUACACAUGGAACCGCCAUAUCAAGAAAAAGUAUUGAGAAAGCCAACAAUGAGACGACGCAGAAGCAGUCCACUUUAGAGGAAAUGGCGUAUGGAGGUAAAGGUCAAAACAAGGAGGUUGCGGAAAACGGAGAUGGGGCGUCCACUAUUACGAAUGCAGCCGAAGAAGCUAACGCUACGCUACCAUCAAAUAAGACGGCAAGUGUUGUUGAACCCAGGGAAGCUCCAACUUCAUGUUGGUCGCCGGAUAUUCAGUCUCGCCAAAGUAAAGGCAAAGAAGUUUCAUGGUCGUUGCGACGUGAUAUGAGGAGUAUCACAAGCUCACAUACACAGAAGACGACGAUGAAAGAAAGACAGCACGUUCUAAUGAGCAACAAUAGUCAGGGUGGUGAACCCCAGAAGACCACAAAUUCGAGCGAAAGCAAAAGCAACAUGGACUUAACAACAAUACAGACAGAAAUCAUCAUUGCGGGGCCAAUGUGCCAUACUGAAAUCAAAGCAAUCACAGCGGCUAUGAAGGAAGAAGCAGUUGACGUCAGGAAAGCCACAACUAACCCGGAAAAGAGUGCUUCUGGUAGCAGUAUCAAGCGCAAGCUGGAAAUUAUCGAAAUUUCUGAUGAUGAUGAUGAUGAUGAUGAAGAUGAUAAUGACGGAACCGACGUCGAUACUCAUGAUUCGUUCCAGCUGAAGGAAGAGAAUGGUGCCACAGAAAACAUCGCUGCAGAUAACGCUUCCGCAAAGAAUGGCUCAGUGGACGAUGAUAUGGUUGAAAGGUCCUCAAGUGGCUAUUACUACGAUUCUACACACGAGCAAGAACCGAACCUUUCACCUCUCGUGAACGAAAAGGCGUGGCGGGUUAAGAAAAAUGGCAUGGGCAGAGGAAAUUUUCCAGAAAUCCAAGUCGCAUAUAAGGGUCUCGGGAGAGAGACAUCCUUCCCAUCAUGGCGAGUGUUUCAGAAGAGGUAUUCAGGAGAAAUCAACUCUCGCCGUCAUUCGCAAAAAUCUCUUGAUUCUAGAAAGCAAGGCAUUUCCGGACCCCACAAAAUGCAUUCUAGAGGGAGCGAUAGCAUCUGCUACAAUCGAGUUCAAAUAUGGUUGCCAGCAUUGCUUAAUGACUCAUAA